Messenger RNA from Habropoda laboriosa, 852 nucleotides. RefSeq names its product ras suppressor protein 1 (gene ics). Lineage: Eukaryota; Metazoa; Arthropoda; Insecta; Hymenoptera; Apidae. The record is from RefSeq and is a predicted model, not a curated record. The transcript is spliced from 8 exons. Bases 1 to 852 code for a protein of 283 amino acids. Gene Ontology annotation, molecular function: protein binding.
AUGAAUCAGGCACCAGUGUCGUGUAUUCCAGCCGGGAAGAUGUCAAAGGCGAAGAAAGUGCUAGAUGAGGCCCGCGAGAUCCAGAAUCCGGAGCUGGAUCUCGCGGACAAGGGUAUCUCGACGUUCGAGGAGAUGCCAGGAUUGCUGACUAUGGUCAACAUCACUAGAUUGACUCUGAGUCAUAAUAAACUUACAGCUGUACCACCAGGCCUUGCAAAUCUAGUCAAUCUGGAAAUAUUGAAUCUAUUUAAUAAUUAUAUUACUGAGCUUCCAAUUUCAUUGUCACAAAUGCCAAAGCUAAGAAUUCUAAAUGUAGGGAUGAAUCGAUUAAAUGUGCUUCCACGUGGAUUUGGUGCAUUUCCAGUAUUAGAAGGAUUAGACUUAACAUAUAAUAAUCUAAGUGAGAAGAAUCUACCAGGAAAUUUCUUUAUGAUGGAAACCUUAAGGGCACUUUAUUUGGGUGAUAAUGACUUUGAAUAUCUACCAAGUGGGAUUGGGCAGUUAAAGAACUUACAAAUUCUUGUACUAAGGGAGAAUGACCUAGUUGAAUUGCCGAAAGAAAUUGGAGAAUUAACGCGGUUGAGAGAAUUACACAUUCAAGGAAAUCGAUUGAGAGUUUUACCACCAGAAAUUGGAAAUCUGGACUUAGUAAGUAAUAAAGCAGUGUUUAGAAUGGAAUUUAAUCCAUGGGUUACGCCAAUUGGCGAUCAAUUGCAAGUAGGCAUAUCUCACGUUAUGGAUUACAUUCGUUCUGAAACCUAUAGAUAUGUGUACAGUCGACACCAAAAUGCCAAAGGACCACCACCGCCUAUUGAAAACGACAAGAGUAAGAAAAUUUCUCGUCUUCGUUAA